AUGGCUGCUCCGAACGCUGACGCGCAAGCGUCCGGCUUGGCUGAUGGCCUAAACCCAGCGCACACCUAUAUCCCCAACCAGGGAUAUGUCAACCCCGACGGCUCCCUCCCCGCUAUGGCGGGGCAAGACUCUGCGGCACAACAAAACGAAGACGAAGAGGAUGACUACUACGAUGAUAUCUUCGAAGAAGAACUCGAUGAAGAAGACUUCACUUCGUCCAACCCCGCCGAUCUAACGAAAUCCUACAAUCGCCAGCGCAAAACGAACGAGCUCUCUGCGGACCCCAACACUCCCAAGUGGACCUUACCGAAGACGAACACCCAGAAACCGUCUGUCAACACUCGCGCCUCCGUCGACGAUCAAGUGAAGUCAUUGACGAAGCAUGCUGGCAAGAUCAAGUUGGACGAUAUGCAGUCAGGCAUGGCGACCCGCGGUGAUCGGGGUGGCGACAGGGCGGACCGCGCUACCUCCGAGCAGGUGCUGGAUCCCCGCACACGUAUGAUCCUGCUACAGAUGAUCAACCGAGAGAUUGUCUCCGAGAUUCACGGAUGUCUGUCGACCGGUAAAGAAGCCAACGUCUACUACUCCAUCUCAUACCCCGAUAAUGAGGAGACACCCCUCCACCGUGCCAUCAAGGUCUACAAGACGAGCAUCCUGGUUUUCAAGGACAGAGACAAGUAUGUCACUGGUGAAUUCCGUUUCAGACAAGGAUACAGCAAGAGCAACAACCGGGCAAUGGUCAAGCUGUGGGCGGAAAAGGAAAUGCGUAACUUGCGCCGUAUCUACGCUGCCGGCAUCCCCUGCCCCGAGCCCAUCCACCUGCGCCUCCACGUCCUGGUCAUGGGCUUCGUCGGAAGCUCCAAGGGUGUCGCCGCUCCUAGACUCAAGGACGUUGAGUUCGAUAUCCCCGACCCCGAUGCCAAGUGGCGCGAGAUCUACAUGGAGUUGCUCGGCUACAUGCGCGUGAUGUACCAGACCUGCCACCUGGUCCACGCCGAUCUGAGCGAAUACAACAUGCUUUACCACAAGAACAAGCUCCACAUUAUCGAUGUCAGUCAGAGUGUCGAACACGACCACCCCCGCAGUUUGGAGUUCCUGCGUAUGGAUAUCAAGAACAUCAGCGACUUCUUCCGUCGCAAGAACGUCGAUGUCCUCACCGAACGGGCUGUCUUUGAAUUCGUCAUCUCCAGCGAUGGCCCUACCACCGUCACACCCGCAGAGCCAAUGCUCGAAGCCAUCGAGCACCUCUUUGCCACCCGCAAUGACAACGCCGAGGGCGAUACUGAAGUCGACGCCGCCGUCUUCCGUCAACAAUACAUCCCUCAAACCCUGGAACAGGUGUACGACUUUGAGCGCGACGCCGAGCAAGUCCGUGCCGGUAAGGGCGAUGACCUCGUUUACCGGGAUCUUCUCGCAGGCGAGAAGAAGAAGAAGGCAGAGGGCCACGAUGAGGAUGAAGAGGAAGAAGGUUCCGAGGCUGGCUCUGACGGUGGCGUAUCUGUCGAUGAGGAAUCCGACUCGGAAGACGGAGAAAAAGAUCCUUUCGCGAAGAAGGCGCCCCGCGGUAAGCGUUUCGAAGAUAAGGACGAGAAGCGCGACCACAAGCAAAAGGUCAAGGAGGAGAAACGCGAGAAGCGCGCGAAUAAAAUGCCGAAGCAUAUGAAGAAACGACUCGUUUCUUCGUCUUCGAGAAAGAAGAAAUGAGGGAUGAAGCUGAUUUGAACGCUUAUUUUUUUUUUUAUUUUUUCUUUCUGAUAUGCAUGCAGGCAUUUUUGGAGAUAAUUGGGCUACUAUGGGAAAAACACAAAAGUCGAUCUUAUUUUCUGUUUCGUUUUGGAAUGCACAUGAUCUCAUGAUGUUUUAUGACCUUUCAUUGGGUGGGUAUUGGUUCGUUGGAUGCAUAUAUAUCUUCCAGUUUAUACUAUGAGCAUAUAGAUCUGCAUAUGGGGG
Molecule: messenger RNA, 1950 nt
Organism: Aspergillus costaricaensis CBS 115574
Lineage: Eukaryota; Fungi; Ascomycota; Eurotiomycetes; Eurotiales; Aspergillaceae
Product: serine/threonine-protein kinase RIO1
Exons: 1
Coding region: 1-1704 (567 amino acids)
Biological process (GO): maturation of SSU-rRNA
Cellular component (GO): cytosol; preribosome, small subunit precursor
Molecular function (GO): protein serine/threonine kinase activity; ATP binding
Source: RefSeq, a predicted model, not a curated record